Messenger RNA from Caenorhabditis auriculariae, 340 nucleotides. The record is from the annotation of a GenBank genome assembly. Lineage: Eukaryota; Metazoa; Nematoda; Chromadorea; Rhabditida; Rhabditidae.
AUGCAAAAGCUCAUUAUCUUGAUCGUCCUGGCGGGAAUGAUCAUGGCCCGGACUCAGAAGUCGAAGCCUCUCUGUGGGCUCUGUAUGAACAUUGUGCAGCAACUUGAUGAAGCCCUCAAGCACGGCGACGACGUCGAAAAGGUGAGACAUAUUUUGACUAUUUUGUCAGAAAACUUUUUUUGAGGCAAUCUACAAGUUCUGCAAAGAGGACGUUCCCGGCUUCCUGGUGGAAAUGUGCCACAAGGUCAUCGAGAAGAACAUUGAUGAGAUCAUAGAGAAACUCAAGAAGCACGAGCCCGCAGAGCAGAUUUGCAACGAUAUUUUAUUGUGCCAUGACUGA